AUGACAGAUUCAGGAAAACAUAUAGUGAUUAUAGGUGGGUCGUAUGCCGGUGUGCUUGCUGCUAAAACCAUUUUUGGUCAUAAAGAUCAGUCAGUACGUGUUACUUUAAUAUCACCAUCUACUCAUGCAUUUUUUACUGUGGCCAGUCCUCGUUUAAUUGCAGAGCCAGAAAAAAUCCAGCAAACCAUUUUCCCAUUAGAAGAAACGUUAAAGAAGCAUUCAGGGGGCGUUAAUUACAAAUUUGUUCAAGGCAGAGUGGAAAUUGCCGAUUUUGAUAAUAAUUCGUUAAGUGUUGAAAGUUCUCUGGGCAAGCUGACAAUUGAGUACGAUUACUUAGUUGUAGCUUCCGGCUGUAAGGCUGAUCAUGCGGCAUUUAGAUUGUCGGGGGAUCACCAGGACACUGUUGAUUCGAUCAAGAAGUUGAGUAAAUCAACCAAAAGCGCUAAAAAGAUUAUCAUAUUAGGUGGUGGUCCAACGGGUGUAGAAACUGCAGGUGAAUUAGGUUUCCUUUAUGGUAAGGAAAAGGAAAUUGUUUUGUAUACUGGCCUGGCUGGUCCACUUGAACCUUUAGGCGAAAGCAAGUCUAAGGCAUCCUCUGAUAAAUUGACUGAGUUAGGGGUUAAGGUUGUCAAUAACAAAAGGUCCACUAGCUUCGACGAAAGUGGCGCUCGUUCUAAGGUCAUUUUCGAAGAUGGUUCGUCGGAUGAUGCUGAUGUCGUUAUUCCUGUUUAUGGCUUAAAGCCUAACUCGGAAUUCUUAGAUAAAAAGUUCCUUGAUUCGCGUGGAUACUUGAAAACCGACAAAUAUUUCCGUGUGGAAGGCCAUUCCAAUAUAGUAGGUUUAGGUGAUAUUCUUUCUGUUGGUGAAAAUACCAUCGUAAACUUAACCUAUGCUCAAAAAGCAACUUUUGAGUCGAUUGUUGAUCUUGAAUUCUUUGGUAAUAAGAAUUCUAAACUCAAGCCAUAUUCACCAACUAAAACAACUAUUGUUGUUCCCAUUUCUAGAAAAGGUGGUAUUGGACUAGCAUUUGGCUGGAGCGUACCAAGUUUCUUAGUGAAAUUUUUGAAAUCAAAAGAUUUUAUGAUUCCUAAAGCUGGCGAUGGGUUAGCUUAA
Molecule: messenger RNA, 1113 nt
Organism: Debaryomyces hansenii CBS767
Lineage: Eukaryota; Fungi; Ascomycota; Pichiomycetes; Serinales; Debaryomycetaceae
Exons: 1
Coding region: 1-1113 (370 amino acids)
Cellular component (GO): cytoplasm
Molecular function (GO): flavin adenine dinucleotide binding; electron-transferring-flavoprotein dehydrogenase activity
Source: RefSeq, a predicted model, not a curated record